CCACGCUGGGGUUCCCCGGGAGGUGGUGGCUGCAAGGCCCCCCCUGACACCAUGGCUCCCCGGGAGGUGGUGGGUGCAAAGCCCCCCCCCGGCGCUGGGGCUCCCCGGGAAGUGGUGGGUGCAAGGCCCCCCUUGCACAGGGUCUCCCCGGCAGAGCCAGCCGGGCGGUGGUCUGUGCAGUUUCCCCCUAUGCCAUGUUCCUUCAGCUGAGCUGCUGGAAACGCUUCCCCUUCCACCCCUGUGCAAGCAGAUCAUGGGGGUCCAGGGCUGGGCUGGCCGGGAGAGCCGCCAUCCAGCCCCACCCCCUGCAGCUGGACGUGGGGUUUCCCACGUCCCAGCUGGCUGUCACGCAUGAUUCCCCCCCCCACCCCCCAGCUGGGUUCCUGGGCCCAGCAGGCCUGGGGAUGGGCACCAGCAGACGGUUUAAACUCGUUGCUUGGCCGUGUGCUGUUUAUGACACCCUGGGAAUGUGUCCCAGCAGUGCCAAGGCUGGCGCCGGCCUUCAGGCUGGCUGGAGGGACGUGGCUGUGCCAGUGGGAGGAGACAUGCCGUCUGUAUAUUCUACCUAGUUCUCCGUGCCCUGGACACUAUAGAGGAUGAUAUGAGCAUCAGCUUAGAUAUAAAGGUCCCGAUGCUGCAUGAGUUUCACUCCUAUCUUUAUCAACCAGAGUGGAAAUACAUGGAGAGCAAGGAGAAGGACCGGCAGGUGCUGGAAGACUUCCCAACGAUCUCCAUGGAGUUCAGGAACCUGUCAAAGGUCUACCAGGAUGUGAUUUCAGAUAUUUGCCACAAGAUGGGCAUUGGGAUGGCAGAGUUCUUGGAGAAGAAGGUGGAUUCUCAGCAUGAGUGGGAUAAGUAUUGUCACUACGUUGCUGGGCUGGUGGGGAUUGGCCUUUCCCGUCUCUUCUCUGCAUCAGAGCUAGAAGAUCCUAUCGUUGGGCAGGACACAGAGCUGGCAAACUCCAUGGGCCUUUUCCUGCAGAAAACCAACAUAAUCCGUGACUAUCUGGAGGACCAGCUGGAGGGAAGGGAGUUCUGGCCCAGAGAGGUUUGGAGCAGAUACGCAAAGAAGCUCUCAGAUCUUGCCAAACCAGAGAACAUUGAUAUGGCUGUCCAGUGUCUGAAUGAGCUCAUCACCAAUGCCCUCCACCAUGUCCCUGAUGUCCUCACAUACUUAUCCCGCCUGAAAAACCAGAGUGUCUUUAACUUCUGUGCUAUCCCCCAGGUGAUGGCUAUUGCCACGUUGGCUGCUUGCUAUAACAACAAGCAGGUUUUCAGGGGUGUAGUGAAGAUCCGGAAGGGACAAGCCGUCACUCUCAUGAUGGAUGCCACAAACAUACAAGCUGUCAAAGCCAUCAUGUACCAGUAUGUGGAAGAGAUCUACCAGAAGAUCCCAAGCACUGACCCGUCAUCCAACAAGACACAGCAGGUCAUCGCCUCCAUCCGUGCCAUGAGCUUGCCCGGCAGCCCCAUGGCAUCACGCCACCACUACUCCCCCAUCUACCUGUCAUGCGCCAUGCUUCUGGCCGCCCUGAGCUGGCAGUACCUGAGCACCAUCUCCAAGGCCACCGAGGAGUACGUCCAGGCGGGCGAGAACUGAUGGCCAGCGGGCGGGCGGGGGGAGAGAUGGUUGGCAGAUGGGCAGUGGAGGCAGGAGACUCCUCGCCCCCUGCCGCUGGGGAUGGCCAGGCACCCGAGGUGCCGCAGGGCCUGGGCCAGUGAUGAGGAUGGGAUGCUGGUGAUGAGGAUGGGAUGCUGGCGAUGAGGAUGGGAUGCUGGUGAGCUGCAGCCCCAGGGCAAUGGUGUGGCAUUGCCAGACUCCGCUCCUCACCACCCUUGCCAUCUGCUUGGAUCGUUACAAACACUAAUUGGAGUCUUACUGUUUGGAGUUGAUUUUUUUUUUCCCUGUCCUGUUGGACAGUUUAUGUGAAUUAUUUUUUUUUUUUGUUAGGAUGGUUUUAAAUAGAAACUCCAGUUGCCUCUUU
Molecule: messenger RNA, 1985 nt
Organism: Falco peregrinus (peregrine falcon)
Lineage: Eukaryota; Metazoa; Chordata; Aves; Falconiformes; Falconidae
Gene: FDFT1
Product: farnesyl-diphosphate farnesyltransferase 1
Exons: 7
Coding region: 602-1600 (332 amino acids)
Biological process (GO): cholesterol biosynthetic process; farnesyl diphosphate metabolic process
Cellular component (GO): endoplasmic reticulum membrane
Molecular function (GO): squalene synthase [NAD(P)H] activity
Source: RefSeq, a predicted model, not a curated record